Messenger RNA from Rotaria sp. Silwood1, 837 nucleotides. Lineage: Eukaryota; Metazoa; Rotifera; Eurotatoria; Philodinida; Philodinidae. The record is from the annotation of a GenBank genome assembly.
AUGGCUAGCAGUAAAAUUUCAUCGAACGAUACUCAAGAUGUGCAACAAAAUGAUUCGAAUCAAACACAAGUUACUAUUGAACAGAAGACAGCGGAAGCCAUUGCAGCUAAUGGAAAAUUUCCGUCUACUAUUUCUAUCAUUUCACCACCGAAGCAAGAAAACAAUACGCAUGAACUAUCCCGUGAUCCUCCAGAUAUUUAUCCAGAAGCCAGAUGUUUGAUGUUCUUUCCAACAUCUGGUUGUAUGGGCUUUGAAAAGGUCAAAGUAUCAAAAGAGUUGCCUCCAAUUGAGAUCUUACGCGAGAUGAUUGCUUAUGAAACAAGCAUUCGAUUAUCGGAUCCAAUUCAAGAGCUAAUGGACGUUUAUCACAAAGAUGAGUCUGCAUUGAGAUUGAUACUCGAUCUCAUUCAACAACAUGUUGUGGAACAUUUUGAAUAUAAUGAUUUUAAUGCAUUACGUACUGCUUUAUAUCGAUUUCCGGAUGAUCCAGCACUGGCUCAACUAGCUGACCUCCAUUUCGGGCGUCUGCUGAGCGAAUUAACGCGCUAUUUCGCUCGCAUGCGUCUGCUGAAAAUACAAAUCAACAUAAUGCCAAUUGGUACGCUUCAAGUAAUUAUUGUUGAAGGAUGUGAUCUUAAAGAUCGGGAUCUUGUUGAUGAUGAUACAAUUUAUUUUAAUGUUUAUGAUACUGAUAUUGGUGAUCGAAAUUCAAUUAGUAUUGGUAAAUUUAAAUGGAAACAUGUUUUUGAUGAAUGGGUAAAAUUACCAGCUAAAUUAGAUUUAUCAUCUCAUGGAGAAAUUCAUGUUAUUAUGAAUUUUAUAGGAAGUUUUUUUUGA